Messenger RNA from Didymodactylos carnosus, 867 nucleotides. The record is from the annotation of a GenBank genome assembly. NCBI's taxonomy places the organism in Eukaryota, Metazoa, Rotifera, Eurotatoria, Philodinida, Philodinidae.
AUGAGUAUGUCUAAUUCUACCUCUGAAUCCUUGUUUCCUUCAAGUUAUCCCGAGUACGUGUACAAUUUCGCAUAUGGGGCCAAUAUGUAUCCUAAUGUUUUAUCUGGUCGACGUAAAAUUCAUCCAAUAGAAUCUAUUCCAGGAAUACUGAAAGGAUGGCAAUUGACCUUUGAUUUAGGUGGUAUUCCAGCGGUUGAGCCAUGCUUUGGAAAUAUUAAAGAAAACCCGCAUUCCGAAAUUCAUGGAGUACUACAUAAAAUGACGGAAAAAGACUUCAAACAUUUAAUGGCAACUGAAAGAGGUAGUGGAGUAGAUGCCAAUGGAUAUAUUCCACAUAAAGUAAAUGUAUAUGCUUACGAUGGUCGUAUAAUUGAAGCUUAUGCAUUAGUAGUUCGUCAAAUCAGUCCAGGUAUUGUAAAUCACCAUACAUUGCCAAGCGUUCGUUAUAUUGGACUCCUACGUAAUGGCGCGAAACAUUAUAAAAUUCAUCCAUUGUACAUCGAAUAUUUACAAUCUCUCCCUUCACAUGAACGUAGCAAACUUGCAACGGCAUUAGUUAUCAUUGAAGCACUAUUAUUAAUUACUUUGUUUGCUCCCAUUUGGGUCCCUGUUGUAUCUUAUUAUAUGUGUACAAAACAAAAGCCACGUGCUCGAGCGUAUUUUUUUACAUUGAUGGGGACAAAUUUAUGGCGUAUCUAUCGGUUUUUUGGAGCCUACAGGGUUAUUCGACCUUAUUAUUCUGCACCGUUUCCUCUAGGAAGCACAGAUUUCGAAGCAAACACAAAGGCUUUCCGAGCUGAGGUACAAGCUAAUGAACAAACUUUAGAUGAUACUAUACCAGACGAUAUUUCAUCGGAGCUAGAUUAG